AUGCUAUCUUGUCAGUUAAACCAAAAUAGUGUUUAUACUAUCAAGUUAACAUUGGCAUUUUCUUCUCUUUCUAUUUCACUCUUUUCUUUUUUGCCUACCAUUUCUCUCAUUCUUUCUUUCUAUUUUAAUCUUCAUUUCCAAAUUCUUUUAUUGUUUCCCUCCUUUCUUUUUCCUUUCAUGCUUCCUUUUCUUCUAUCUCUUCUUUUUCAUUUCCUUUCAGGAAUUUUUCCUUUUUCCAUGCUUUCUUUCCUUUUUUUUCAUAUCAUUUCAUACUUUCUUUCUGCUUUUUCAAUUCCUUUCAUUCUUUUUCUUCAACUUUUUCAUUUCCUUUCAUGUUUUCUUUUCUUCUUUGUUUUCUUUUUCCAUAUCCUUACAUACUUUCUUUCUUUUUUCACUUCCUUUCAAUCUUUCUUUCCCCUUUCUUCUUUUUCACUUUAUUUCAUGCUUUCCUUUCAUCUUCUUUUUUCAUAUCCUUAUAUAUUUUCUUCCUUCUUUUUCACUUCAUUUCAUUCUUUCUUUCCUUUUUUUUAUUCUUUCUUUCCUUUUCCUUCUUUCCUUUUUCUUUUCAUGCUUUCUUCCUUUCUUUUUCACUUCCUUUUAUUAUUUAUUUUCUCUCAUUUUACUAACACUUUUCCUUCUCUAAUGUCUUGUCCUCGAUUUUGUCUUGCUUUUCCUCAAAAGCAGCUGAACAUUUGA
Molecule: messenger RNA, 696 nt
Organism: Acanthosepion pharaonis
Lineage: Eukaryota; Metazoa; Mollusca; Cephalopoda; Sepiida; Sepiidae
Source: the annotation of a GenBank genome assembly